CGCCACCAGAUUUUUCCAAUUUCUAGAGUGAGAAAAACAAGAUAUGAUUUAGAGAGAGAAAAAAAGAAGCCAGGAGAAGUCGAAAUAACACGACUACUCAACACACACACAAAUAAAUGGCUCUGUAGCUGAAAAUUCCUCUCUCUUUCUCUUCUCUCUCUCACAUCACAUGUUCUGUAUAAGUGUAGAUAUGGCUCUUCCUCAGCUUAUUCCCUCUCCUUCCUCUUCUUACAAACCCACCUUAAACCCCAAUACCUUCUCUUCCUCUUCCUCAAACCCAGACCAGAUAUUCCUAUCCUCGAUCUGCCGCAGCUGCCGCCACCACCGCCGCAAGCCCAAUGCUCUCCGGUGCACGGCGUCGUCGUUCUCCGAGCGGCACUACGAUGGCUCGCCGAAGUCGGACGACGUCGUCGAGCUCCCGCUUUUUCCCCUCCCUCUCGUCCUCUUCCCCGGAGCGAUCCUUCCAUUGCAGAUCUUCGAGUUCCGGUACCGGAUGAUGAUGCAUACUCUCCUCCAGACCGACCUCCGCUUCGGCGUCAUCUACUCCGAUGCCGUCUCCGGCACCGCUGACGUCGGCUGCGUCGGCGAGGUCGUCAAGCACGAGCGCCUCGUCGACGACCGCUUCUUCCUAAUCUGCAAAGGCCAGGAGCGCUUCCGCGUGACUAACCUCGUGCGGACCAAACCCUACCUCGUCGCGAAGGUGACGUGGCUGGAGGACCGGCCGUCGGCGGACGGCGAGGAGGAUCUGAACGCGCUGGCGAACGAGGUGGAGUCGUACAUGAAGGACGUGAUUCGGCUUUCGAACAGGCUGGGAGGGAAGCCGGAGAAGGAGAUUCAGGAUCUGAGGAGGAACCUCUUUCCGACGCCGUUUUCGUUCUUCGUCGGAAGCACCUUCGAAGGGGCUCCGAGGGAGCAGCAGGCUCUGCUGGAGUUGGAGGACACGGCGACGAGGCUGAAGAGGGAGAAGGAGACUUUGAGGAACACUCUUAAUUACUUGACGGCGGCGUCGGCGGUCAAGGACGUUUUCCCCUCCACGUGAUUGUGAAAAUGCCAGAACCAGAAUCCGUCUGAGGUUAGUGUUGGGAAAUUAGAUUAAUCUUAUACAUAUAUCGGAAAGUGAAGGUGGAAGACUGAAGAGGGAAUUUGCUUGCAAUCUUGUGAAGUAGAGAUUGUAGGGGAAAAGUUUGUACAUUUUGAUGUGAAUACAAUCUGGCUCCAUCUUUGUUUCUGGAAUUUUAGAUUGUAUUGUUAGAUGUUGAGAGAAAUUGCGGGUCUUCUUUCAUAUACUCAAUGAAUAGUAACACAGUUGGAAAGGAAAGCCAAUUGGGUAUGCAGUAAGCUACUUUGCAAUUACAAUAUAUCAAUUUCUUGGUCUUUUCUUUUUAUUGGAGUCUCUGCCUAGUAAUCUAGCUUGAAACGAAGUACAAUAGAAAAAGAUUCUGUUGUCUGAAUUUGUUUCUUGUUGUGUUCAGUAAAAUUUACUUGACAUGAUCAUAAUUUAUAGCCAUUCAAGCUUACUACUUUUCAAACACUUAAAAAGAUGGUAUGCGGUACCUCGUUUACUUGCCCCUGUCCAUCUGAUUACUUUCUUUGUUUUCCAGUCAACAUAUCCGAGUUGAUUCUCUGUUUAGUGAGAGUAGAAAUGUAGAAUGACCAAACUGGCAUGACUAACCAGUUUCACUAACAUCAAGAUGAUUUAUUUUGUUGUAUAUUGCGCUAUGU
This is a messenger RNA of Morus notabilis, 1722 nucleotides long. Its product is annotated as lon protease 2-like. The transcript has a single exon. The record is from RefSeq and is a predicted model, not a curated record. Bases 170 to 1039 code for a protein of 289 amino acids. Lineage: Eukaryota; Viridiplantae; Streptophyta; Magnoliopsida; Rosales; Moraceae.